AGCGACGACCUGGGAGCGAGCUGGAGGGAGCUGGGGAGAGCGCGCGAACCUCUAGCUUAAGCUCGAGGGACUUCCCGCCGGGAUGCCUGGGGAGCAGAUGGACCCCACUGGAAGUCAUUUGGAUUCCGAUUUCUCUCAGCAAGAUACUCCCUGCCUGAUAAUUGAAGAUUCUCAGCCUGAAAGUCAGGUUCUAGAAGAUGAUUCUGUUUCUCACUUCAGUGUGUUAGCCAGGCAUCUUCCUAAUCUACAGACGCACAAAGAGAAUCCUGUGCUGGAUGCUGUGUCCAAUCCUGAACAGACAGCUGGAGGAGAACAAGGAGACACUAAUAGUGGGUUGAAUGAGCAUUUGAAAGAAAGCAAGCCUUCAGUUAUUUUUCCAGAGCCUACGGAUUCUUCUCAUCUGGACACAUGUGGUUCCAUUAGUCAGGUCAUUGAACAGUUGCCUCAGCCAAAUAGGACAAGCAGUGUUCUGGAAAUGUCGGUGGAAUCUAGUCUUGUGGGCGAAGAGAAGAAAGAAGAAGGGGUGGAAGAGCAGGAGGAAGAUACUCACAGUCCUCCACCUGCCAUAGGUGACGAAGAUCCUGCUUCAUCACAAUUGGGCUUUGGAGUUUUGGAACUGUCCCAGAGCCAGGAUGUUGAAGAGCAUACAGCGCCAUAUGAAGUGGACAAAGAGCAUGAACUGCCAGUACCCUCUGACUCUGCUCAUGCCAGGCCACCUGACAUGGAUGCUGACAAUGUGAAACAUGGAGAACACUCCAAUGAGGAAAUCCCUGUGACAGGAUUUCCCAGCAGGGAAGUCCCCAUGGUAGGAGAGACCAGUAAGGACCCACAUGCUGUGGAAGAGCAAAAUCCAGCACCUACACGGUCAGAUGACAUGCCUUCUAAUUCCAAAGUAUCUCUUGCUGCUGUGGAAACAAAAGAACAGAUAACUGCUCGGGAGCUUCUGGAAGGUGAGCUGCAGCUUCAGAAGACACCAGAGCCCGAGAUUUUGUCAACUCAGGAUGACUUGUUCGACCAAAGCAAUAAAACAGACCCUGAUAGUUGCUCAACUCCUUUAAGGGAGGAGAGUGGAUGUUCUCAGACCUCCACACCUGCCACCACUCUGCAACUCUUACAGCUCUCUGGUCAGAGGUCCCUUAUUCAGGAGAGCCUAUCCACGAAUUCCUCAGAUCUUGUUGCUCCUUCCCCUGACGCUUUUCGAUCUACCCCAUUUAUCGUCCCUAGCAGUCCCACAGAGCAAGGCGAGAGAAAAGAUAAGCCAGUGGACGUGUCCAUGUUAUCUGAGGAAGGAGGAGGAGCAGCUUUCCCGAAGAAGCUUGAGGAUGAACAAAUGGAGAUAGAAACCCCACCUGAGCCCACUGUGUCACCACAAGCCUCAACCCCAGUCUCUCAGAGCACACCAGUCUUCACUCCUGGGUCACUUCCUGUCCCGUCCCAGCCCGAGUUUUCUCAUGACAUUUUCAUUCCAACUCCAAGUCUGGAAGAAGGAUCACAUGAUGGGAAAAAAGGUGGAGACUUACAUAGUUCAUCUUUGAUUCCUGAGUGUUCUAAAGCUUCAAGGAUUGAACCAAAAAAUUCCACUGAAGAUCUUGGGCUGUCUUUGACAGGGGAUUCUUGCAAGUUGAUGCUUUCAGCAAGUGACUAUAGUCAGUCUCCAAAUACAGAGAGUUUGACUGCUCACAAAACUGAUGAAGAUGGAGAAAACACACAGAUUGAGGAUAUUGAGCCCAUGUCUCCAGCUCUCAAUUCUAAACUUGUUCCCACUGAAAAUGACAAUAUUCUAGUGGAUCCAGCGCAGGAUGCCCAAGGAGAACUGAGUCAUAAUGAUGAUGACAAGACAAAAGGACACGAAACAGAGACCAGAGAUGACAUUGGUAUUUUAGCUACUGGUUGCAAAGAAACUGUAGCAGAAGACAUUUGUAUUGAUCUCACUUGUGAUUCAGGGAGUCAGGCAGUUCCUUCUCCAGCUGCUAGAUCCGAGGCACUCUCUAGUGUGUUAGAUCAGGAGGAAGCCAUUGAAAUUAAAGACCACCAUCCAGAGGAGGAAUCUUCAGGGUCUGAAGUGGAAGAAAUCCCUGAGACUCCUUGUGAAAGUCAAGGAGAAGAACCUAAAGAAGAAAAUAAGGAGAAUACCCCAUUUCACCUGUCUCUGACGGAAACACAGCCCCAAGGCUUGUGUCUUCAAAAUGAAAUCUCAAAGGAAGACUGUCAGGAAGCUAUGGAAGUUGAAACCAGUGUGAUUAGCAUUGAUUCUCCCCCGAAACUGCCAGUGCUUGACCAAGAAUUAGAACACAAGGAUCAGGAAGCUUGGGAAGAAGCUACUUCUGAGGACUCAAGUGUUGUCAUUGUAGAUGUGAAGGAUCCAUCUCCCAGAGUUGACGUUUCUUCUGAACCUCUGGAAGGAAUUGAGAAAUGCUCAGAUUCCCAGUCUUCGGAAGAUAUUGCUCCAGAAAUAGAACCAUGUGCUGAGACUAGACCAGAUGCCCAGGAGGAAAAGAGUGCAGAAUAUGAAGACGAUCGGAAAUCAGUAACUGCAGAAAAGGAACCUAUAGUGGAAGACUCUCCACAGCCCCCUUUGCCUCCACUGAGAAAUGCUACUGUAAGACCUGAACAGGAAAUACAGCAAGCCCAACCUCAAGAGAAACCUGAUAAUGCAUUAACUGAAGACCCAAAAGUGGCUAACGCAAAGCAGCAGUUGGGCUCUGGGGUAGAGGCCCAGAAUCUGGAAAAGGCCUCUGCCCAUGCUUCACAGAGUUUCUGCGAAAGUUCUAGUGAAACUCCAUUUCAUUUCACUUUGCCUAAAGAAGGUGACAUUAUCCCACCCUUGACUGGCGCAACCCCACCUCUCAUUGGGCACCUUAAAUUGGAGCCCAAGAGACACAGUACUCCUAUUGGUAUUAGCAACUAUCCAGAAAGCACUGUGACCACCAGUGAUGUUAUGUCUGAAAGCAUGAUGGAGACCAAUGACCCCAUUCUUGAGAAUGAAAAAGGAGAUUCUGAGGCUGCUCCAGUGAUGGAUGAUAAAUUAUGCCUAAGAAUGAAACUGGUCAGUCCUGAAACGGAGACUAGUGAAGAAUCUUUGCAAUUUAGCCUGGAAAAGCCUGCAACUAGUGAAAGAAAAACCACUGUUGCUGAGUCUGUUGCCAGUCCCCAGAAGACCAUAUCUGUGUUUAGCUGUGUCUGUGAAACCAGGCAAGAGGAUGAGGCCCGAAAUCAGGAUCCCCCCUCUGCACCCAUCAGGGAGAACUUGCUUCAUUUUCCAAGUACUCAAGAAGAAGCAAAGAAGGAAAAAUUGGAGGGUGACCAAAGGACUAGGCAGAAUCCACAGCCUUUGCAAUCUCUUAGCGUUGCCAAGGAGUCUGCUGCUCCUACCUCCCAGCAGAUGGCCUCACAAGGACCAUCCGAUCCUCAAGUAGAAGCAAUGGAGACUGAUGUUCCAGAGAGCCAGAAAGAACGACGGGAUACCAAUCAGGAAAAACUUAGUAAAGCUAUUAUUGAAAGGCCUAGCCAAAAUAACAUAGGAAUCCAGACCAUGGAGCGUUCCCCAUGGGCCCCAGAAACUGUUUCAGCAGCAACCCAGACUAUAAAGAAUGUAUGUGAGCAGGGGACCAGUACAGUGGAGCAGAACUCUGGAAAACAAGAUGCCACAGUUCAGACUGAGAAGGGGAGUGGUGAGAAACUGGCCAUUGUCCCUGGGGAUGAGACUGAGUCACUGCAUAGCCAGGGAGAGGAAGAGUUUGAAAUGCCUCGGCCUCCGCGCGGCCAUGUCUUACAUCGCCACAUGCGAACAAUCCGGGAAGUGCGCACUCUGGUCACUCGUGUCAUCACAGACGUGUAUUACGUGGACGGAACGGAAAUAGAAAGAAGAGUAACCGAGGAGUCCGAAGAUCCAGUUGUAGAAUGUCAGGAGUGUGAAACUGAAGUUUCCCCUUCACAGACGGGGGGCUCCUCUGGUGAUCUGGGGGAUAUCAGCUCCUUCUCCUCGAAAGCAUCCAGCUUACACCGCACAUCGAGUGGGACGAAUCUCUCAGCCAUGCACAGCAGUGGCAGCUCAGGGAGAGGAGCCGGACCACUCAAAGGGAAAACCAGCGGGACAGAGCCCGCAGAUUUUGCCUUACCCAGCUCUCGAGGAGGCCCAGGAAAACUGAGUCCUAGAAAAGGGGUCAGUCAGACAGGGGCGCCAGUGUGUGAGGAGGAUGGUGAUGCAGGCCUUGGCAUCAGACAGGGAGGGAAGGCUCCAGUCACGCCUCGUGGGCGCGGGCGAAGGGGCCGCCCGCCUUCUCGGACCACUGGAACCAGAGAUACCACUGCUCCUGGCCUCUUGGGCAUAGAGGAUAUCUCACCCAGCAUGUCGCCAGAUGAGAAAGCCUUCACUCGCAUCGUGCCCCGAGCACCAGACUCCAGCAGGCGUGCAGACCUGGGUGCUGGUGCUUUGCGCCGCAGUGAUUCCCCAGAGAUUCCUUUUCAGGCUGCUGCUGGCGCCUCUGAUGGCUUGGACACCUCCUCUCCAGGGAACAGCUUUGUAGGCCUCCGGGUGGUAGCCAAGUGGUCAUCCAAUGGUUACUUUUACUCCGGGAAAAUCACCCGAGAUGUCGGAGCUGGGAAGUAUAAAUUGCUCUUUGAUGAUGGGUACGAGUGCGAUGUGUUGGGCAAAGACAUUCUAUUGUGUGACCCCAUCCCGCUGGACACUGAGGUGACGGCCCUCUCCGAGGAUGAGUAUUUCAGUGCAGGAGUGGUGAAAGGGCACAGGAAGGAGUCCGGGGAGCUGUACUACAGCAUUGAAAAAGAAGGACAGCGGAAGUGGUAUAAGCGCAUGGCUGUCAUUUUAUCCUUAGAGCAAGGCAACAGACUGCGAGAGCAGUAUGGGCUUGGCCCGUACGAGGCAGUAACACCCCUCACCAAAGCCGCAGAUAUCAGCUUAGACAAUUUGGUGGAAGGGAAGCGGAAACGGCGCAGUAACAUCAGCUCCCCAGCCACUCCUACGGCCUCCAGUAGCAGCAGCACAACUCCUACCCGUAAGAUCACAGAGAGCCCUCGUGCCUCCCUGGGAGUUCUCUCUGGCAAAAGAAAACUCAUCACUUCUGAAGAAGAACGGUCCCCUGCCAAGCGCGGUCGGAAGUCUGUAACUGUGAAACCUGGGGCAGCGGGGCCAGGAGAGUUUGUGAGCCCCUGUGAGAGUGGAGACAACUUGGUUGAGCCUUCUGUCCCGGAAGAGCAAAGGGGGCCUUUGCCCCUCAACAAGACCUUAUUUUUAGGCUAUGCCUUUCUCCUCACCAUGGCAACAACCACGGACAAGCUAGCCUGCCGCUCCAAACUGCCAGAUGGCCCAUCAGGAAGUAGUGAGGAAGAAGAAGAGUUUUUAGAAAUUCCUCCUUUCAAUAAGCAGUAUACAGAGUCCCAGCUUCGAGCCGGAGCUGGCUAUAUCCUCGAAGACUUCAAUGAAGCCCAGUGUAACACAGCCUACCAAUGUCUCCUAAUCGCGGAUCAGCAUUGUCGAACCCGGAAGUACUUCCUGUGCCUUGCCAGUGGGAUUCCUUGUGUGUCUCAUGUCUGGGUCCAUGACAGUUGCCAUGCCAAUCAGCUCCAGAACUACCGCAAUUAUUUGUUGCCAGCCGGAUACAGCCUUGAAGAGCAAAGAAUUCUGGACUGGCAACCCCGAGAAAACCCUUUCCAGAAUCUGAAGGUACUCUUGGUGUCAGAUCAACAACAAAACUUUCUGGAGCUCUGGUCUGAGAUCCUUAUGACUGGCGGGGCAGCCUCUGUGAAGCAGCACCAUUCAAGUGCCCAUAACAAAGAUAUUGCUUUAGGGGUAUUUGAUGUGGUGGUGACAGACCCAUCCUGCCCAGCCUCGGUGCUGAAGUGUGCUGAAGCAUUGCAGCUGCCUGUGGUGUCACAAGAGUGGGUGAUCCAGUGCCUCAUUGUUGGGGAUAAAAUUGGAUUCAAGCAGCACCCAAAAUACAAACACGAUUAUGUUUCUCACUAAAGAUACGUGGUCUUAUCAGUUUUAUUCCUUGUUGUUGUGAAAAUUGUGUUUUAACCAGAUUUUAAAUGUGUCUCGUGUGUAACUGGAUUCUUUGCAUGGAUCUUGUAUAUAGUUUUAUUUGCUGGACUUUUAUGAUAAAAUAAAUGUUGAAUCUCUUUGGUUGUA
This is a messenger RNA of Echinops telfairi (small Madagascar hedgehog), 6148 nucleotides long. It is a transcript of the gene TP53BP1, whose product is annotated as tumor protein p53 binding protein 1. Gene Ontology annotation, biological process: DNA damage checkpoint signaling; positive regulation of transcription by RNA polymerase II. Gene Ontology annotation, molecular function: histone binding. Gene Ontology annotation, cellular component: nucleus. Lineage: Eukaryota; Metazoa; Chordata; Mammalia; Afrosoricida; Tenrecidae. Bases 83 to 5983 code for a protein of 1966 amino acids. The record is from RefSeq and is a predicted model, not a curated record. The transcript has 28 exons.